AUGCCACCUACAAAACAGGUACUGACGUUUUCCUCGCAUGUGGUGCAUGGGUAUGUUGGAAACAAGGCAAUGACAUUCCCAUUGCAGUUACGAGGUUGGGAUGUUGAUGCCAUAAAUACAACCAACUUUUCGAAUCAUCCGGGAUACGGACAAUUCAAGGGACCCAAGGUGGAACCCGAGGUAAUAACUGAAAUACACACAGGUUUAGAGAACAUUGAUUGCGAAUAUGAUAUAAUACUAACAGGCUAUGUGGCAUCGGCUCAGACCCUACAGGCAGUUGUACAGAUAUGUUCUGUCCGGUUGAAACGAAAUCCAGAAUGUAUUUGGAUACUUGACCCUGUGUUGGGAGAUAAUGGAAGAUUAUAUGUCAGUGAGGAUAUAAUUCCACACUACAAGGAUCUUUUCAAGACCAAUCUGGUGACACUGGUGACCCCAAAUCAGUUUGAGAUGGAGGUUCUCACUGGCGUUAAAAUUAACUGUUUGGACUCUUUGAAGGAGUCAAUUCAGAAGUUUCACCAGAUUUACGACGUCAAAAACAUCGUGGUAAGCUCAGUAUGCAUAAAAGGAAUAGACAACCUAAUUUGCGCUGGAUCAACAAAGGGGAACUCAGCCAGUUGGUGCUACUUCGAAAUUCCCCAAUUAGAUGCUAUAUUCUCUGGAAGUGGAGAUCUGUUUCUGGCCAUACUGGCAGACUCGUUCUCGAAGCACAGAUCAAUGGGUUCUGAUCUUGAACAGGGAUUGGAUUGUCUUCUGCUUGCUUUGUCGGAAACCAUAUCUGUGGUGGAGGAUGUGUUGCAAUUGAGCUAUGAUAUUGAAAUUGCAAAAACGAAAAUGGACCAGAAGUUCAGGGACAAACUUUACAUUCCAGAUCUCAAGAUUGUUCAGUCCAGAGAUACCUUUUUGAAACCAAAUUUGCGCAAGUACAAGGCAACCCUUCUUCCAUUUUGA
Molecule: messenger RNA, 948 nt
Organism: Kuraishia capsulata CBS 1993
Lineage: Eukaryota; Fungi; Ascomycota; Pichiomycetes; Pichiales; Pichiaceae
Exons: 1
Coding region: 1-948 (315 amino acids)
Biological process (GO): pyridoxal 5'-phosphate salvage
Cellular component (GO): cytosol
Molecular function (GO): pyridoxal kinase activity
Source: RefSeq, a predicted model, not a curated record